This is a messenger RNA of Adineta ricciae, 699 nucleotides long. The record is from the annotation of a GenBank genome assembly. Lineage: Eukaryota; Metazoa; Rotifera; Eurotatoria; Adinetida; Adinetidae.
AUGUUGACUCCAUUCUUUGCGUGUUUCAUAUUGAAUCUGGUCGUUGUUUCUCAACAACAAUCGAACAACUUGAUUCUUGGCUUUGGUGAUUCGUACACAAGUGGUGGUGGUGGAUCAGGAUCCUAUCCAAUUGUCGCUGGUAAACUACUCAAUUGGCAGGCAAAGAAUUUUGCCGUCGGUGGAUCCAAAAUGAACAACAUACCGGCACAAUUAGCAAAGGCUGGAGCUGUAUUGAACAAUGCUACUCACAUUGUUUUUACCACUGGUGGCAAUGAUUUAGGCGUAGCCAGUUCACUUCAAGCAAUCAUAAUAAACAACAACUAUCCUGCUGUAGCAGACAAAACAAUAUCCCUUAAACCGCAACUUGUGUCCACUUACAAGUUAAUCAAAGCAUCAGUUCGUCCAAGCACUAAAAUCUAUGCUUUGCCCUAUGUUGACUUCAUCAGUCGCGGCAAUAAAAUUCCUAAUGAAUACGACGCACAUCGUUUGAUGGACCUCUUAUCAGAUACAGUGAAAGCUGCUGCAGAAGAAGCUGGUAUUGGAUUCAUUGAAGCAGUAAAGACCGCUUUUGCUGGCCAUGAAAUGUAUUCUACUGAUCCUUACUCUGCCGGUUUAAGUGGAUCUGGUGCUGCACAUCCUAAUGCAAAGGGUUAUUCGAGAAUCGGUGAAGUUGUGGCUGACUACAUUAAAAAGAACUAA